UCGUUCGCGAGUUCGCGACGCUAUUCGGAAAAUCCGGAUCUGUAAAUAAUUUAAAUUGUAUUCUUGUAGUUAGUUGCAGUAUAUGAACGGGAAGUGAUGGACUUAAAAUGAAAGCACUUCAAAACUUAUUCCCCAAUAAAGAGGGAUUUAUUACAUUCGCUUUGUACAUAAUAUUAUUUGUAUUUCAAGGUGUGUUCGUGACUGCAUCUAAGAACGCAAAUGGAGGAUAUUCGUAUAAUACAACCCUAGUGGUGUUUCUGACUGAGCUGCUCAAACUUGUGGCUUCCGCCACACUCUACUCGUAUAGACGAAAUGACAAACCCCACAUUUUCCGAGCGGUGGCCCUGAACUACAAGCUCCUGCUACUCUACUUCAUCCCCUCGCUGCUAUACUGCUUCUACAACAACCUGGCCUUCGUGAACCUCUCGCACUACGACCCGACCUCGUACUACAUACUGCUGCAGUUCCGGGUCGUGCUCACUGCUAUACUUUUCCAGUGUCUGUUCCAAAAGAAGCUGACGUUAAUGCAAUGGGUGUCUUUAGGCAUCCUAACCCUCGGGUGCAUCCUCAAGAACUUCGACGCUGCCUCAGUCCAGUCCAAGACCGGAGAGACCGACCGCUGGUCGCAAGUAUUCAACAUCUACUUCCUAUCCAUCAACUUCCAGAAUUUCUGCUCAUGUUUAGCCGGGACUUACAACGAGUAUCUCCUAAAAACGCAGGGCGCGAGCGUAGACAUAUUCCUACAAAACGUGUUUAUGUAUCUAGACUCAGUAAUCUGUAACUUCUUCAUACUUAUGUUUAAAGGCGAACUACGAAGCGUCUUUGACGAUUUUAGCUCGCUAGCUAAUAUUAUUGUGAUACUUAUUAUUGUAAAUAGCGCCGUCGUAGGUAUAGUGACUAGUUUUUUCUUGAAGAAUCUUAAUUCUAUAUUAAAAACUUACGCCAGUGCGCUAGAAUUGGUUAUAACAGCGGUAGUUUGUUAUUUGUUGUUUAAUAUUUUGAUCACUUGGGGCACAGUGACGUCUAUAUGUCUAGUCAGUAUAGCGGUGGGGAUGUAUAUGAAAAAUCCAGUGAAUAAUGCGAUCUUGAAUGAACCUAAAGAUAAAGAUCAGAAGCCCUUGUUAGAAGAAGUUAGAACCGAAUAG
This is a messenger RNA of Cydia amplana, 1145 nucleotides long. RefSeq names its product UDP-galactose transporter senju (gene senju). Gene Ontology annotation, biological process: pyrimidine nucleotide-sugar transmembrane transport. Gene Ontology annotation, molecular function: UDP-galactose transmembrane transporter activity. The coding region runs from base 108 to 1145 and encodes 345 amino acids. Lineage: Eukaryota; Metazoa; Arthropoda; Insecta; Lepidoptera; Tortricidae. Gene Ontology annotation, cellular component: Golgi membrane. The transcript is spliced from 4 exons. The record is from RefSeq and is a predicted model, not a curated record.